Messenger RNA from Cherax quadricarinatus, 5186 nucleotides. The record is from RefSeq and is a predicted model, not a curated record. NCBI's taxonomy places the organism in Eukaryota, Metazoa, Arthropoda, Malacostraca, Decapoda, Parastacidae.
AUGGGACGGGUGGAACUUGAACCCAUGGCCUGUUUUGAGGCCAUUUUGAAAAUUCAUUGUCCAGUUUUAUCCGCCUUAAUAAGAAAUGAAGGAGGUGUUAUGUUUUCUACUUCAGAUGAUGCAAAAGAGGUGAUCAAAGAAGCUUUUAAUGAUCUUAUUGCACCCAGGAGUCCACAACAACAAGUUUGUGCAGUAGAAAAGCUUGUGGCAGCAGCAUCAGGUUGUGAAGAAUCAGCUAAGAUGUGCAUCAAAGUGCUAGUGUCAGCAUUGUUGCAGUUGCAGCCAAAAGUGCAACUAAGAAACAAGAUAAUGAAGUCCCUUCCCUUCAUUGGUGAGGAGUUCCCAGAGUGUUACUUAGAGACUGUUAUGAAUGUUCUCAUGUGUGCCCUAACAUAUGACAACAACAACCUCAGUGUGUUGGUGCAGGCCAUUUCUCUCCUGGUCGAAGAUUCUGGUGCUUUACUCUCUAAAUACAGACAACGUGAAGAUAAUAAAGACCAAACUGAUGAAUUAAAUGAGACCAGAGAGAAUAUCUUGAUAGAGCUCCAUCCCAGGAUUGUUCAGGCCAUUCUGAAAGGAAUAACACUCUUCUGGAGCAGAGGAUUCAAGGAGGCUUCAUCAUCAAUAGAAGCUUGUGCAGUGUUGCAGCAGAUGCAGCAACUGAUGAAGAGCACCACUAUGUACUUGCAGCAGCACCACACUCACCUGUCACAAACUGCUGCCUUAUCUCCAACAGUAUCUGAGCUGCUUUAUGCUGUGCUGAGUGUAGUUCGUCAUUCCAGUUGCCCCUUGGAUCUGAGAAUCAACUGUGGUCAGCUGUUAGUUGUAAUUCAUUGCAUUUUAUCUCAGGGAAUGCUUGGUCAGCUUGUGCAACAUGUAAUGACUGGAGAGAAGCCAUACAAUGAUCUUACAAGUGUGGCACAGUUGGCUCUCAUUAAUGGCAUCUUGUGUGUUACGCCUAGCAAAGAGCUUUAUAUUACAAAUGAUGAGACCUUCCUUGGUGUUCAAGUGCUUCAAGCAGUUCUUACUCCUGUCUUACAUUCUAAUGAUGGCAGUAUUGCUGUUAGUACAAUAAGAGUUAUUUAUCAAUGGACCCUGCGCACUCUAGAAGCUUUACAAUUUCCUUAUUCAGUGAAAGAAUUGAAAAGAGUAUUAAAGUUUAGCUCACCUCUUGUGUCAAGUCUUUUGGACUACUUCUGGUUAGCAUGGGAUCAUUUUCUGGAUAGUGUCAAGCAUACAACAAAGGAAUGUUUUAUGAAUUUAGUAAAAAUACUUCAGUUUAUUGACUUAGAAAAUAGCAAGCUUUAUUUUUUAAAUGUUUGCAAGAUGUUUCUAAAUCAGCUGAGUUCAAGGAAAUAUAGAUGCAGUGCUGUAAGCUGUAUGGUGCCUGUGGUUGGAACCCAAACUCUCCUGAAGCUCUAUCCAAAUUUGCUGCAUGAGCUUCUAAAUUACAUGAAGGAUCCAGCCAUGGCGAGCCAUGCAGCAGAAUUGCUGGAGGCUCUUUUUACACAGCAUGAAAAGGAAGUUUUGCCAGAGGAUUGGCAAAGUAUAUGGCUUAACAUUUUUAUUGACUCAUUUUCAAAAGAAAUGCAAACAUUUGGAUAUGAAUUAUUGUUUAAGAAACUGCUUGCCACUUCACCAGAGAGUCUAGAUAAUGCUGUAGCAAGACUCGUUCAGUGCUCAGAAAACCCUGUAAGUGAAAAGCUGUGUCUCCUGAUCAUGUGUGUAAAAAUAGGCAGAUGUUCACCACACUGGCUAAAAAAUAAUCAUAGCAAGUAUAAUGGGAAUGACAGUAGCCUGUGGAAAUGUGUUUUGCCAAAUAGAAUCAUUGAGCUCUGUCUCUCACACAAGGAGGAGUCGGUUCAAACAGCAGCAUUUAGUCUCCUUUGUGAAAGCCCCAGAUCUACAGAACUGCCUGAAAAGUAUGAGCACCAUCUUAUCAUAGACUAUUUUACUUAUAGCAUAACAACUCAGAGCCCUUCAUAUAGGCAACAUAUGGUGAAAAGUACAAAGAAAUUGCUUCUGAGAAUCAAAGAGGGUUCAGUAGCUAUGAUUAAACUAAGAAAAAGCCAAGACAUACACUCAGUUGAUGCAGUCAUCAAUGAGCAAAGAUUAUUCUGCACAAAACUGUUUACAAUGAUGGUGGAGAAUAUUAACUGUGGAGCAAACAAUGCCCGUAGAGGCACAGCUCUGCUCAUCUUGCAGCUCUUUCAUGAAAUUAUUCUAGGAAACUGUGGAGAUAUUCUUGGUUUAACUCACCUUUGUCAUGAUCAUGUAUACAUUGAUACACUUUUAUGGGUGUUGAAUGACUCAUUUGAAACCAACAAAAGCAUUGCUCUUAGGCUUUUAUUUUCUGUUUCUGAAGACAAUUGGGAAAGCAUAUAUAGUGUCAAAUUGUUCUCUCUUUUAAGAGCAGCCUCAAGCCUUGCUUCAUCAUGUAAACCUCCAGAGUCUUUAUCAGCAGCUUACCUUUUCAAAUUUUUGUCUAAACAGUCAGAAGCAGUAAAGAUGAUUGAAGAUAGGCUGCCACAAGGAAUUAAUCCACAGAGCUCAAGAGAGAUCCUGUGUAUAUACAUAAUGGAGUCUCUUGAAAAAGAAGUAAAAUCUGCACAUGAAAGUUUAUUAAUGGCUGCUGCAUCAGGUCCCAUGUAUGGCAACCUAUUGUGCUUAAAAGUUCUGCUCUCUGAUAUAACAGAACCAGAACUGAUCAACUCUCUUGAUUUUUGGAUUCAACUGGUACAGAGAGUGUUGAAAAUCUGUUACACAGUUUCUGAAUUAGUAGCCCCAGUGGUUAGGAAUUCUUCUCCAGAAGGUCAUUUGCCAAUGGAUCUCAAUCCUGAGAGCUUAGCAGCUUUGAGUGCUACUUUACAAGCAUCUCUUGGAAAUCAGCAGUUGCAAGGUGAUAUAAUGCUUUCACAAGACUCAAAAUGUGAUGAGUUAGUGAAGGCUCAAGCUGUUAGUGCACAAAUGUUGCUGUUAUGUGCUUGGCGUUGCAUAAAGGAAGUCUCAUUGAUAUUAGGAGAUCUAAUACAACAACUGCCUCUCUUUCCUAGUGCCCAUGCUGUGCUUACAAUUGAGAAUGUUAUUGCUAUAGGUCAAUAUUUUCUAACACAGUUAUCGGAAACAAAACACAGAGGAGCUUUUGAGCAAUCAUACAUUGGGUUUAGUAGAGUAUGUGAACGAUUAUGGCAAUGUGAGGAAGAACAAUUAAGGAAACUGCCAGAAAUGUGGCUUAGAGAAGUAUUAACUUCAAUACAAGAUAAUGAUGACACACGACUUUGUGCCACUCGGCGCAGUGCUGGUGUGCCCUUCAUUGUACAGGCUGUGCUGUCAUCUGAGCCAAGUGUUAGGGGAGCAGUGUGUCUAAAGAAUACUAUGAAAAUCUUGCUUCAUUUGGCAGAAGAAUCUCAGUAUGAUGGGACUGAUUCCAGGAUUCAUGCAUUCAAUAUUCUGAGAGCAAUUUAUCGGGAUACAAGAUUAGGAGAUCGUGUAAUACCAUAUGUUUCUACUGGAGUUAAAGCUGCAAUAAGAGGAUACAAAAGCACUUCUUGGGCAGAGCGUAAUUCAGCAGCUCUCUUGUUCUCAGCAUUAGUAACACGUAUGUUUGGUGUAAAGCAAACACAAGAUGAUCUGAACCGUAAAAAUGCCAUGUCUGCUUUAGUUUUCUUUAGGAGAUAUCCAGACCUCUUUGAGUUUUUAAAGGAUGAAUUAAAAAUUGGAGCUGCUGGCGUGAAGGAAAAAAAAUUUGUGCCAGCAUUAUUUCCUUCUCUGUUACUCUUAGCUCGAUUGUCACCAGCUCCUCUGGAGGGCCGUACUUCCACUGUUUCAUUGAGUUCAUUCACUCCAGCAGUGCUGCAGUGUGCUGCGUCUUCUGUACUACAACUGCGUGAUCUUGCAUCUCAUGCCAUUAUUACCCUUGUCCCUCCCAGUCACCUCCAUCAAGUUGUAAACCAACUUUGCAAGGAAGCUUGCCUCAUGGAUCAAAACAAGCUCCAUGGGAUCUUGCUCUGUCUUUUGAAGUUAUUGAAAAGUUACAGUAGUAACAUCUCUUCUGCUGAAAAGAAUUCUGUUAUGAUGAACAUAAGUGUAAUAUCAUGGGCAGCAACAGAAAGUAAUCCAUGUUUAGUGACACGUGGGAGUGCUCUAGAACUCUUUACAUUCCUAUUCACUAGGUGUUUAAUACCAAAGACGUCACUUGUAUUAAAGUCUAUUUGUUUGGCAUCUUUUUCUCUAGUUUCAUCAGAUGAUCUGGUGUCAGCCACCAUGCCAUGGUCAGCACUCUGUCAGAGGCAAGCAGCUCAGUUUCUCUUACAUUGGUGCCACUCUGAGAAAUCUGAAGCAAUUAAUAUCAUUAGUACCCUUAUAAGUAGCAAAUCUUACGAAGUUAGACUUUCUGCUUUAGAGCACAUAGCUAAUCAAAGUAAUCAUUCAGAGCUCAUUAUCAGGCAAUUGUUGGAAAGAAUGAGUGAUAUAGAAAUUCAUCCCGAGUGUCUUAUCCAAAUUUAUAAGAUUAUGAGUAAGACAGUUUGUCUUCAAGUUAAAAAUAAUGUCAUACAGAGAGAGUGUCUAACUCCUCUACUGCAGCACGUCACAUCCCAGACCAAAGAAGAGUCUCGUGUGGAAAUAAUACCAGCACUGCUACAAUUUGGCUCAACAAUAGUCAGUGUGCUGUUAUCCUUGAAACCAGUCGUUGACUUCAAACAUGCCUUAAACCAAUGGCUGGAGGCAGCUCUUAGUUAUUCAACAAGUGAACAUAGCAGUGAUUCUCGUUUGAUGGUUGCUGAAGGAAUAUCAAGCAUAAUGCCUUUCUUUUCUUCUCAUCCAAGUAUAUCAGAGGGUACCAUACUUGAAGUGUAUGAGUCAGUGGUAACACUACUGCAGGAUGAUUGUGAUGCAGUACGUAACAGUGUUGCAUAUGGUGUCCAAAAAUUGUUGGUAGACCAGCAGCACCAAUCACAGUGUUCUUUACAGUCUACAAGAAUCUUGUCCAAAGUCUGUGAUGUAAUUGGCAGUAUUGGAACACCUGAGGCUUUAACUUUGCUGGUGAAGCUUACACUGAAAGAUGACUUGCCACAGAGCUUUGGACUAACACAGGUACUGUAUGUGAAUUCUAGACAAAAUAUAAAAUUAUCUUUUAUAUUAUGAAUAAUCUGGUGGCAGAAUUUUGCCUCUGUGGAACAUGUUAA